UGGACGAAUUCACGGCUCGCGCAAAAUAUUCCGCCCGCAGGGGGGUGCAGCGCUGCCGACCUGGACCGGGACGGACAGGCUCCACUCGCUCGCGCACUACACGUCAGAGGGGUAUUUUUUGUGUGGAACGAGGGUGUGGCGGUGUGGAUAUCGGGACAGUUCGUAGUCUUUCGCUUUUCCAGGCUUUUUUUUAAAGGGGAUAAUAUCGCUAAGCGGCUGUACUCGAACCGGCAGGAGUGUGAUGAGAGGAGACACAGCGCCCCCUGUCUUCCUGUAGCUGAGUGGCACUCAGCACCCCUUCAGCGUUCGGGGGGUACAGAUCCCCCCCCAAAACCUUUGUGAGAUUCCAGACUGGUCCCCUGUACUGCCCUCUGCUCUGGCCCUUCCCCCCCCCACUGACCGUACCCAGCAGAGCGAGGCCCAGGACGAAGAGGAAGAGGAAGAGUGAGAGGAAGAGGAGGGGGGCGGAGGCGUCAUGGACGACAUCUUCACCCAGUGCCGGGAGGGCAACGCCGUGGCCGUCCGUCUGUGGCUGGACAACACGGAGAACGACCUCAACCAGGGGGAUGAUCACGGGUUCAGCCCCCUGCACUGGGCGUGUCGGGAGGGCCGGUCGGGCGUGGUCGACAUGCUGAUCAUGAGGGGGGCGCGCAUCAACGUGAUGAACCGCGGAGACGACACGCCCCUCCACCUGGCGUCCAGCCACGGGCACCGCGACAUCGUGGCCAAGCUGGUCCAGUGCAAGGCCGACCCCAACGCGUCCAACGAGCACGGAAACACACCCCUGCACUACGCCUGCUUCUGGGGACAGGACCUGGUGGCCGAGGACCUGGUUACUAACGGCGCCCAGGUGAGCAUCUGUAACAAAUACGGAGAGACUCCUCUGGACAAGGCCAAGCCCCACCUGAGAGACCUGCUGAAAGAGCGUGCAGAGAAACUGGGCCAGAGCCUGACGAAGGUCCCGUUUAAGGACAGCUUCUGGAAGGGCACCACUCGAACCCGCCCCCGAAACGGCACUCUGAACAAACUUGCUGGAAUCGACUACAAGCAGCUGUCUCUGCUGACCAAGAUCAAUGAGAACCAUUCAGGAGAGCUGUGGCAGGGUCGCUGGCAGGGCACAGAGAUUGUGGUGAAGGUGCUGAAGGUUCGAGACUGGACCACCAGGAAGAGCCGCGACUUCAACGAGGAGUAUCCCAAGCUCAGGAUAUUCUCCCACCCCAACGUGCUGCCCAUGCUGGGGGCGUGUCAGUCUCCUCCCGCCCCCCAUCCAAUCAUCAUCACGCACUGGAUGCCCUACGGGUCCCUCUACAACGUUCUGCACGAGGGCACCAACUUUGUGGUGGACCAGACCCAGGCGGUGAAGUUUGCUCUGGACAUCGGCGCUGGGAUGGCCUUCCUGCACACCCUGGAGCCCAUGAUCCCCCGACACUGCCUCAACAGCAAGAGCGUCAUGAUUGAUGAGGACAUGACAGCCAGGAUAAGCAUGGCGGACGUGAAGUUCUCCUUCCAGUGUCCCGGCCGCAUGUACUCCCCCGCCUGGAUGGCCCCGGAAGCCUUGCAGAAGAAGCCGGAGGACAUCAACCGCAGGUCGGCGGACAUGUGGAGCUUCGCCGUGCUGCUGUGGGAGCUGGUGACCCGGGAGGUGCCCUUCGCUGACCUCUCCAACAUGGAGAUCGGCAUGAAGGUUGCCCUGGAGGGACUGCGCCCCACCAUCCCCCCGGGCAUCUCGCCCCACAUCUGCAAGCUGAUGAAGAUCUGCAUGAACGAGGACCCGGCCAAGAGGCCCAAAUUCGACAUGAUCGUUCCCAUCCUGGACAAGAUGCAGGACAAGUGAACCCCGACCCCCGACCCCGGACCCCGGACCCCGGACCCCGCUCCGGGCCCAGCAGUGUCCCGGGGGCGAACACCAGCAUUGCCUUAAAAAAGACACCGCACCACUACGCCACCCCUCCCUGCGCCGCUCGAACCCUUAGCUUCCCGAGCGUCUGGCUGCACGCCGUACUGCUUUAUUAAUACCACUUUACUGGUUUUGUUGUUAGUACCGCUUGUUGCUGUUUUGUUUUUUUUUUUUACAGAAAAGAGCACUGUUGGCUUUUAUACAUUUCUUUCUCUUCUUUUUCUUUUUUUUUAUUAUGGGAAACCAUGUGUCAUUAUUGCCUUGGGGGCAAUGAGCUCAGCAUUUCAUGUUCUGGGGGGGGGGGGGGGGGUUCAUGUUUUUUUUUUUGGAAACUCACCAGACCUGUGUCUGACUUGCGUUUAAACAGCUUUUAACCCUUUAGUUGCUGGGUAAGUUUCGAUAAUGCUUCUGCAGAUUCUUGGCCAUUUUCAAACCAACGUGUUACUGACCAAAAUGUACAAUCAUGUGAAAGACCACGGCUGUUUAUUUUUAAAUUGUUAUUCAUCUGCUGGAAUUUUACUUGCGUCUAGAUGGUGGAACUAUUUCAGUUGAUUAUUUAAAUUCAGCCUAAACUCAGUCCAGCCCUUCCUGAUUGGCGGGUUGAUUGACAGAUUGUCUCCCCAAACCUUUUUGAUGAUCAAAUUACCCUUCUGAAGAGGAAAAAUAAAAUUUGAGGGGCCCUGGUGUCUGGAAAUGGACCCAAAGUAGAUGGGCGUGUGUGGACAUGCAGUGUCCUCUUUUUACAUGGUUCUUCAGAUAACUGAAAAUAACCCAGCUAUUGGGUUGGGCUGGGCUGUUGGGUUGAGCCUGUGGCAGACAUGGUGGCCAAACAGCAGGGUAGUUGGAGCCACACUCAGGCAUCCAUGUCAAAACCUUCAGUCCAGAGAAUGGAGAUUAAUUAUUCACACAAAUUCAUGAACUGCAUACAGGAAGUGACAUCACUUUUACCCCCUUUCGUAUGAAAUGGCCUCUUAUUUAACUGUGCCACACUUAGACAGGUUGAAUGAACUCUAAUGACUGAGCCGCGUGUGACUUCUGUUUUUAUUUUAUUUUAUUUUAUUUUAUUAUUGGGGGGUGGGUCGGCAUGUGCACAAUUCUAUAUAUAAUGUUUUAGAGGAACUACAGGACACAUGAUGGCCCUGGCUGGGUGUUUAAACUGUUCCACGUCUCCAAGACAACAACUGCUUACUGUUUACUUCCGCUUACUGUUCACUGUUUAACCUAAAAGGGAGGGGAUCUUGCCUAUCAUAUCUGAGAUUUAUUUUUGUAUUUCAUAUCUUUGGGGGGGGAAUCGGGCACUUCGGGAGCGGGGCGUCGGGUUAUUUUCAAGGUCUCCAAUCAACUGGAUGCCAAAUGAUUCUGCCCUUCUGCUCGGUUUGAGUGCUCUAAAAAGAUCUUUCUGUUUUCUAUAUUUCGCCCUCAGUAAUUUUCUGGCUUUAAAGAUCGUCAUAUUUGCCACCAUUUUUUAUUCUUUGUUUUUACCGUCUCCCAUGUCGCGGCCUGCUUGUCUGUACUGGACCAGCAGGCAAAAGGGGGGGGAAAGCAUGUCUUAUACAAAUGUGUGUAAUUUAUAUAGACGCAUAUUAAAAGAUAAAAGAGA
Anguilla anguilla (European eel) is the source of this 3497-nucleotide messenger RNA. RefSeq names its product integrin-linked kinase (gene ilk). NCBI's taxonomy places the organism in Eukaryota, Metazoa, Chordata, Actinopteri, Anguilliformes, Anguillidae. The record is from RefSeq and is a predicted model, not a curated record. The coding region runs from base 476 to 1834 and encodes 452 amino acids. Gene Ontology annotation, cellular component: focal adhesion; stress fiber. The transcript has 13 exons. Gene Ontology annotation, biological process: integrin-mediated signaling pathway; cell-matrix adhesion; protein phosphorylation. Gene Ontology annotation, molecular function: protein binding; ATP binding; protein kinase activity.